GCAGCGCUUGAUGUGCCUGACCCUCUUCUUUCUGCAACUCAAGGGAAAGACGAGAUCUUGCACAAGGUACCCAGUGUGUCUGCCCUCUGCAAGGGAAACCCGACAUGGAGCCUCUCUGGCUGCUCAUCCUGCUUGCUGUCACAGAGCUGUCUGGAGCCCACAACACGACGGUGUUCCAGGGUAUGGCAGGCCGGGCCCUGCAGGUCUCCUGUCCCUACAACUCCUUGAAGCACUGGGGGAGACGUAAAGCCUGGUGCCGCCAGGUGGAUAAAGAGGGUCCAUGCCAGCGGGUCGUUAGCACCCACCGUUCGUGGCUGCUGUCCUUCCUAAAGAGGUGGAAUGGAAGCACGGCCAUCGUGGAUGAUGCGCUGGGUGGCACACUCACCAUCACGCUGCGGAAUCUUCAAGCCCAUGAUGCUGGCCUCUACCAGUGCCAGAGUCUCUAUGGUGAUGAGGCCGACACCCUCAGGGAGGUCCUGGUGGAGGUGCUGGCUGACCCCCUUGAUCACCUGGACCCUGGAGAUCUCUGGAUCCCUGAGGAAUCCAAGGGCUUCGAGGAUGCCCACGUGGAGCCCAGCAUCUCCAGGAGCCUCUCCGAAGAGGAGAUCCCCUUCCCUCCCACUUCCAUCCUUUUCCUCCUGGCCUGCAUCUUUCUCAGCAAGUUUCUAGCAGCUAGCGCCCUCUGGGCUGCGGCCUGGCGUGGGCAGAAACUGGGGACACCCCCGGCCAGUGAGCUGGAUUGCAGCUGUGACCCAGGUUAUCAGCUCCAGACCCUAACAGAGCAGAGAGACAUGUGAGAGAAGAGGACCUCACCUGGAAAGGGGCUCUGCUGGAACCACCCCAGCCUGCACUUACCCCUUGGCCACCAAGGCUCCUGGGUCUGCUUUGGCAAAAGGCCGCCCUACCCAUCCCCUGCUUCCUUGAGUGUGUGUGUGUGUGUGUGUGUGUGUGUAUGCACCUGGAAAAUGGGAGGAACAUGUACAAACUUCUAGACAUUGGACAUUAAACA
This is a messenger RNA of Nyctereutes procyonoides (raccoon dog), 1009 nucleotides long. It is a transcript of the gene TREM2, whose product is annotated as triggering receptor expressed on myeloid cells 2. The coding region runs from base 105 to 797 and encodes 230 amino acids. Gene Ontology annotation, cellular component: cell surface; plasma membrane. The record is from RefSeq and is a predicted model, not a curated record. Gene Ontology annotation, biological process: positive regulation of phagocytosis, engulfment; positive regulation of calcium-mediated signaling; regulation of plasma membrane bounded cell projection organization. Lineage: Eukaryota; Metazoa; Chordata; Mammalia; Carnivora; Canidae. The transcript has 5 exons. Gene Ontology annotation, molecular function: transmembrane signaling receptor activity.